Molecule: messenger RNA, 363 nt
Organism: Didymodactylos carnosus
Lineage: Eukaryota; Metazoa; Rotifera; Eurotatoria; Philodinida; Philodinidae
Source: the annotation of a GenBank genome assembly
AUGCAACGAAAGAACGAUUUAAAGGAUAGAUUCUGUUUCACACCGGUCGAGUUUUUAAAACCUGGCCUGAUCAGAUCGUUCUUUUCACGUUUGAAGGCAGUACGUGAAAAGCAAACAGAAACAGUAAUUGUAGACGAAGUGGAGGAGGAAGAUGACGAUGACUUUGACGAUAAUCAGGUGGUUGAAGAGACUGAGCAAAGAAAUAAUUUAAGAAAUUCAAUGGGAAUUAGCAAUGAACAAUCAUCACCUCCAGCUUCCUCUCGAAACCGAGCAGUGUCACCAGAUAAAAGAGCUGGAUCAACGACUGAUGUUCGCCCGGCUAAAAAACGUUCGUCAUCAAGGAAACGUACUGGUGUUAGAUAA